UGACGAAUAGGAUCAAUGUGGUCACGUCUCUACAUGAUUGGUCUGACCCUUUACUUUAAUCAUUCAUUUUUGUCCCGUAUUUAUGGACCAGCAGAGACGAGAGACUUCAUAAACAGAAGAAGAAAAAGAGAAGAGGGGAGAUUCAUGGAAGAUCUCGAUUACUUGCUGGUUCCUUUAGGGCUAGCGCUGUUUAUUGUAUAUAAUGCUUGGCUUCUCGUCACCAUAAUACGAAAUCCUAAGCGAACUGUUAUUGGCCUUAAUGCUGAAAGCCGUCGCGAAUGGGCAUUCUCCAUGAUGGCUGAUCCUCUGAAGAAUGGGGUUUUGAUAGUUCAAACUAUUCGCAACAAUAUAAUGGCAUCUUCUCUUAUGGCAACAGCAGCAAUCACACUUUGUUCACUGAUCAGUGUUCAAGUUAGUAGUAAAUCAGGUUUAUCAAGUUUGUCAACAGAAAUGGAGAAAGGGUACAAAAAUUUUGCAGCUUCUUCUUCAGUCAAGUACCUAGCUAUCUUGCUUUGUUUUUUAUUGGCUUUUCUUUGUAAUGUGCAAUCAGUUAGAUAUUAUGCCCAUGUUAGCUUCUUGGCUACUUUGCCCACAUCAAAAGGUACAAGGGAAUCAAUUGAAUAUGUUGCAUCUAACUUGAAUCGUGGUGCCUACUUUUGGUCACUUGGUUUAAGAGCAUUCUACUUGUCGUUUCCUCUAUUCCUUUGGGUAUUUGGUGCUAUACCCAUGUUUGUAGGGUGUUGUGUUAUGUCGUUUGUUCUUUAUUUCUUGGAUACAACUUUCAGAUGCAAUAUGGAUCUUCAUAACAAAUCCAUGUAUGAUGAAAGUAAAGCUAAUGAUGUGGAGGGUGCUCACCAUUCAGUGCAAACAGAACAAUUUGAAGAUUUAAAUAUCAGGUUCCCCUUACUAAACGGUCAGACCCAAGUUCAACCUUCUGUUUUUUCUUGAUGAAUUUCCAUUGUGAGCAGCGUGUACCAACCAGACAUGGUGAAUAAACCAGAUACAUGGUAGUGUAUCCUUGGUGGUUAGACAUAUUCCGAAUUUCUAUGGAUGCAUUUCAGUGCUCAUCGUCCAAGUUAUUUAGAAAAGUAGUAAGAAGAAGACUUACUUUGGUCAAUCUUUGCAUCUUUCCAUUGUUCUAAUGUAUAGUAGUUGUUUUCAUCACUGUCAUUGUAACUUUCUUUUUUUCUUGGCUAAUAACACAUAAUUUUGUAUCCAAUUCAUCUCAUUUAUUUGAGUAAAUUGGUUGUGGAUGUGGA
Impatiens glandulifera is the source of this 1259-nucleotide messenger RNA. RefSeq lists its product as uncharacterized. The transcript is spliced from 3 exons. The record is from RefSeq and is a predicted model, not a curated record. Bases 16 to 948 code for a protein of 310 amino acids. NCBI's taxonomy places the organism in Eukaryota, Viridiplantae, Streptophyta, Magnoliopsida, Ericales, Balsaminaceae.